AUGCACCCAGUGAGGAAGAUGAACCAUGACAGGACAACACCUUACUGGCUGGGGUUUGCCCAGCUUAAAGUGGGCGGUAGCUGUCCAGUGGAACUUGAUCAUUUCUCCCACCGUCAAAUGCAGCCCCUGGUGUCAAGCCCUAUGUCAAUCUGGGAAGCCUUGAAUUGCACUUUUCACUGUCAAUGGAAAGAAGAACCUCGGGAUCCCCUUCAGCCUUACAACACGAUCUAUGGAGUUUGUACAAGUGGUCUUCCCAACAUGUACCGUAUCUCUCAGCUCACAUCAACGCCAGUAGCAAGUUCUCCUGGACUGGAAAGAAAAUCAAGUGGGACUCUAUCACCCAGAUGUAUUUUCCCAAGCUAUGCUUGUACUUUUCUGGAUGGCGACACCCCAUUGGAAUGCUGCUCCAUAAAUCCCCUGACGGGUUCCCACUUUAUUUGCCGCCGAAGCCCCCGGCUCCUCACCAAUGGCUAUUACAUUUUAACAGAGGAUAGCUUUCUUUCUGAUGAAGAUGGCAACAUCACUCUGAGUCCCACUCAGACGAGCGUCGUAUACAAAGAGAAUUUGGUCAAAAUAUUCAGGAAAAAAAAGAAAAUCCGCCGUUCCCUCUCUGAGUUGUUCAAUCUCAGUGCAUCGAACCCUUGGCUUCGUCGAGGUGUAUUUAGUGAUAUGGAGUCUUCCCCAGGAGAAGAUGUAUGGAUUGAAGGAGCCAGUAACCUUGAGGAUGUUUAUCAAUUAUACAAGGAUGAUAAUCAAGGUCAUUCUGAAUUUUCUUCUGCAUCCAAACCAUGGCUGUCAGAAAAACAAACUCAAGAAUCUGCUGAAGUGUCAUCCUCCUUCAAUGUAGUCCUUCAGCAUUCUAAAGAGAAUCUUGUGCCUUCUCAGUCUCAGUUGAUUAUUCCAGAACAUUUCCAGGAGGGGAUUUUACAUCAUCCAAAGUUCAGUACAUUCCGAGAGGUCCUUUUUCCAGUGAUUGUGUUUGCAACAUGCUUAGUCAUUUCAGCAUGUACAAGAUGCUCUCUGGGAGGAUUAUUCACUGCUCUUUUGACAUUUGCACUGAUGUUCAUCAUAAUUUAUCUUGUCAAGUCACUGCUUCUCAGCCCUGCCAGCUCUUUCAAAACUGCUGACCAAGCAUGGACCUGCCACUGGACAGGCAAAGUCAAUUUUCCUCUCUGCAGUAUUGCUGCUCCUGAAGUUGGUUGGCAACAACUGCCAUGUGACCUUGUCCUCAUGUGGCCUCUCCAGAAUUUGCUUUCUAUCUUUUCCCAUCUCUUCUUGGCUGGCUCCACUUCCCAAUCCACAAAGGGCCAGAAGACAUUCUUAAGUACAAUAGAAGGACAAACCAAGCAGGUUUCUCUUGAGUCUUCUGGAGACCGAAUUGUUUACUGUCUCAGUUCCCCAACAUCCCUGAACCAAUUGGAGGGUACAUGGAUCUUCUUCUCUGCAAAAAUCCCCAGAGGCUUCCAGCUUCACAUUCACUUUGUUUGCUUUCAAGGAAUGAGCAAUCAGACUGAUUUGUAUUGUGCAACUGCAAUUAAGAACAUUCUGUUGUAAACCCAGGAAGCAUGGAGUUAAUCAGUCUUAACCUGGCUGAUCCAGAGGUUGCACAACCUCCCUUUCCAACUACAUAAAUACAUCUCAUUGGAAUCUCUCAAGAUUUCCCAUGC
Dromiciops gliroides (monito del monte) is the source of this 1667-nucleotide messenger RNA. It is a transcript of the gene TMEM71, whose product is annotated as transmembrane protein 71. Bases 1 to 1554 code for a protein of 517 amino acids. Lineage: Eukaryota; Metazoa; Chordata; Mammalia; Microbiotheria; Microbiotheriidae. The transcript has 12 exons. The record is from RefSeq and is a predicted model, not a curated record.